CGCCGCUUCCCCCUCCCCCCCAAAGCUCUCUCCUUCCUCUUCCUCCCUGCCCGAUCUCGAGAUAAAAGAAGAGGAAGUUAUCGCCAUCGCUAUGGCUCUCCUCGUAGAGAAGACCUCCUCCGGGCGCGAGUACAAGGUGAAGGACCUCUCCCAGGCCGACUUCGGCCGCCUGGAGAUCGAGCUCGCCGAGGUCGAAAUGCCCGGCCUCAUGGCCUGCCGCGCCGAGUUCGGCCCCUCCCAGCCCUUCAAGGGCGCACGCAUCACCGGCUCCCUCCACAUGACCAUCCAGACCGCCGUCCUCAUCGAGACCCUCACCGCCCUCGGCGCUGAGGUCCGCUGGUGUUCCUGCAACAUCUUCUCCACCCAGGACCACGCCGCCGCCGCCAUCGCCCGCGACUCCGCCGCCGUCUUCGCCUGGAAGGGCGAGACCCUCCAGGAGUACUGGUGGUGCACCGAGCGCUGCCUCGACUGGGGCCCCGCCGGUGGCCCCGACCUCAUCGUCGACGACGGCGGAGACGCCACCCUCCUCAUCCACGAGGGCGUCAAGGCCGAGGAGGAGUACGAGAAGACGGGAAAGAUGCCCGAUCCGACCUCCACCGACAACGUCGAGUUCCAGAUCGUGCUGGGGCUCAUCCGGGACAGCAUCAAGGUGAAUCCCAGCAAGUACCGCAGGAUGAAGGAGAGGCUCGUGGGCGUCUCCGAGGAGACCACCACCGGCGUCAAGAGGCUCUACCAGAUGCAGGCCAGCGGGGCCCUUCUCUUCCCGGCCAUCAACGUCAACGACUCCGUCACCAAGAGCAAGUUCGACAAUCUCUAUGGUUGCCGCCACUCUCUUCCUGAUGGCCUGAUGAGGGCCACCGAUGUGAUGAUUGCCGGCAAGGUCGCCGUGGUCUGUGGGUACGGAGAUGUCGGCAAGGGCUGUGCUUCUGCCAUGAAGCAAGCUGGAGCCCGGGUGAUCGUCACAGAGAUUGACCCCAUCUGUGCGCUUCAGGCCCUGAUGGAGGGCAUCCCUGUUCGUACCCUGAAGGAUGUGGUCUCCGAGGCCGAUAUCUUUGUGACCACAACUGGUAACAAGGAUAUCAUCAUGGUUGACGACAUGAGGAAGAUGAAGAACAACGCGAUUGUCUGCAACAUCGGCCACUUUGACAAUGAAAUCGACAUGCAUGGUUUGGAGACCUACCCAGGCGUCAAGCGCAUCACCAUCAAGCCCCAGACUGAUCGCUGGGUAUUCCCUGACACGAACUCUGGCAUCAUCGUUCUUGCCGAGGGGCGUCUGAUGAACCUUGGUUGUGCCACCGGCCAUCCCAGCUUUGUCAUGUCCUGCUCCUUCACCAACCAGGUGAUUGCUCAGCUGGAACUGUGGAAGGAGAGGGCAAGCGGCAAGUAUGAGAAGAAGGUCUAUGUGCUUCCCAAGCAUCUGGAUGAGAAGGUGGCAGCUCUCCACCUGGGCAAGCUGGGAGCCAAGCUAACCAAGCUCACACCGUCCCAGGCCGACUACAUUAGUGUUCCAAUUGAGGGCCCCUACAAGCCUGCUCACUACAGGUACUAGAAAAGAUGGAGCUAAUGACAGGAAGCAGCAACAGCAGCUGCAAAAGUCGAGAUGAUUGGAGUGAUGUUGUCUCCGGUUUCCCUUCUGGUAUUUUAUGAGUUUGGAUAUUAAUUUGGUUGCAUUUGAAUUCAAAGAUGAGGAAUGAGGAAGUCAUGUUUUGGUAAGAAUAAUGAGGUUGUGCGGGGUGGUGUAAUGGCCAGAUAUGUUUUUAUCUUUGGCCCUCUUUCUUGAUCACAAUUUGGAAGGCAACACCGUCAGUUCUCAUCUUCAGUUAUAUUUUACCCUUACAUGUUCAUUGGCUA
This is a messenger RNA of Phoenix dactylifera (date palm), 1851 nucleotides long. Its product is annotated as adenosylhomocysteinase-like. The record is from RefSeq and is a predicted model, not a curated record. Gene Ontology annotation, cellular component: cytosol. NCBI's taxonomy places the organism in Eukaryota, Viridiplantae, Streptophyta, Magnoliopsida, Arecales, Arecaceae. Gene Ontology annotation, biological process: L-methionine cycle. Gene Ontology annotation, molecular function: adenosylhomocysteinase activity.